GAGAGAGGCAGCGAUGGGAAGCGAGGACGAGAGGGUUCUGGAGAACCUGCUAGAGAUUCAGUUGCAGGAGCAAAGAGACUCUCUUGCAACCCUCAACGACGCCUUAGCCUCCGACCCCACCAAUCCCGAGCUCCGCGCUCUUCAAGAGGAGGUUAUUCAGGCAAUCAAAGAUGCUGAGGAAGGGCUUCUGCACCUAAAACGUGCAAGGUUAUUACGAGAAGUCGAUUCAGCUCUGGCUCCUUCUCAUCAUGCCAGUAAGGAUGCUAAGGCAGAGACUCUUGAUCCAACGCAGCCUCUUGAGGAACCAAGCUACAGUGUUGGAUCAAAGUGUAGGUUCCGUCACUCUGAUGGACGUUGGUACAAUGGUCAAGUUAUAGGACUGGAUGCUUCUAACAAUGCAAAGAUUGCUUUCCUCACUCCUACUUCUGAAAAUAUGCUGAUUUGCAAAUUCUUUCUACAACAACGAUGUCGAUUUGCUAGCAACUGCCGCUUAUCACAUGGAGUUGAUGUGCCACUCUCCUCUCUGAAGAUGUAUACCCCAACUAUGUGGGAGGAGUCACUAGUAGGGUCAAGUAUUUGGGCGGCCUCAGACGGUGAAGAUGGUGUUUGGAGGAAAGCUGAACUUGAAUCAUGGGAUGGUUUACUUGGGGUUGGAAGAGUUGUUUUCCAAGAUGAUGGAAGCUCUGCAAAUCUUGGGGAAGAAUCUAUAACAUUAUCUGAGUUUGCUCAAAUGAGUGAUGAAGAAGAUUCUAGCUCAGAAAACUCUGAUUAUAGUGAGUAUGAAGAUGAGGCCCCUCAGGGUGUAGGAUUUCUUGAAAGCACCCUACUACAGAGGGGCAUUCAGACUGAAACGAGCAUAUUUGCUAAGUGGGAGAACCACACCCGUGGUAUUGCAUCCAAGAUGAUGGCCAAUAUGGGUUACCUUGAAGGGACAGGUCUAGGCGCAUCUGGGCAGGGUAUUGUAGAUCCCAUCUCUGUGAAGGUCCUUCCACCAAAGCAAUCUCUUGAUCAUGCAGUGGAAUCUUGUGAAAAGGAAGAGGGUGAAGGGACUCAAGGAAAGAAGCGUAGCAGAGGUGGUAAAAGAAAACGUGACAAGAAGUUUGCUGCAUUGACAAGAGCAGCGAAAGAAGUGGAGUCAACACCUGAUAUGUUUAGUUUUAUUAAUAGCCAACUUGCUAUUCAUGGUGAAGCUUCAAACGGUGGAACAUCAAAGAAGCAGAACAAAGGGUCAGGGGAGGGGAAGAAAGUUGAUAGGCGGGAUUUGGUGGCCUACGAGGAUGAAGUGAAGGAGCUGAAGAUGCGAGUAGGAAAACUUGAAGAGAUGGUGAGUAGAAACAAAAAAGAGAAGGUGGUUUAUGAAGCUGCAAUGAGAAAAUUGAUUGAAACUCGCAAAGUCUUAGCAGAGGCGGAGACAGCUCAGGCUUCGGCAUCAAAUGCGGUUGUCAGUAGAGAAAAAGAGAAGAGAUGGCUUAAGUUUUAGGAUCAGCAUCUGUAUAUCAUUUGCAGGCAUAGGCACACAAAUAUGCUAACUUUGUGGAACUAUGAAAGGGUUUGUAGGUCACGAUUGGUAUGUGAUCACAGGGAUAUUGUUGUAAUGUUGUGCCUUAAGUUAAAAUUAAUAUUCGAGUAUGGAUCAACA
This is a messenger RNA of Fragaria vesca subsp. vesca, 1639 nucleotides long. RefSeq names its product zinc finger CCCH domain-containing protein 18-like. The record is from RefSeq and is a predicted model, not a curated record. Gene Ontology annotation, molecular function: nucleic acid binding; metal ion binding. Lineage: Eukaryota; Viridiplantae; Streptophyta; Magnoliopsida; Rosales; Rosaceae. Bases 14 to 1480 code for a protein of 488 amino acids. The transcript has 4 exons.